CUACCGCCACUAUCAAUUGUUUCCUAUUGGUAUAUGUGUGUAUAUACGACUUAUGCUACUUUAUAAUUAUGUCAACAAAAAUAUUAAGCCAAUUAACGCAUCCACAGCGCGUUAGAUUGCUGUACAAAACUAUUUUAAGACUUCACAGAGGUUUACCAAGAGAACUUCGAUCCUUAGGCGACAACUAUGUGCGCGAUGAAUUCAGGCGGCAUUUGAAAUGCAAUCCGAUGGAAUCGCAACUCUUCAUGACAGAAUGGGCUCGGUAUGCCUCCACUAUUACACAACAACUGGGUCUGCGGGGUAAACCCAAAGGUGAAUUGGGUGAAGAACUACAAUCAGAGGCUGUGGAAAUGUUAAAGGAUGAUCAGGUAGUGCAGCUUUACGAACUUAUGCUGGCCGCUAAGGGACUUAACGGCGAUACAGUAACAGCAGACGAUUUGCGUGAUAGGCAUAAAUAAAAAAGUUAUGUAU
Molecule: messenger RNA, 471 nt
Organism: Drosophila busckii
Lineage: Eukaryota; Metazoa; Arthropoda; Insecta; Diptera; Drosophilidae
Gene: Sdhaf3
Product: succinate dehydrogenase assembly factor 3, mitochondrial
Exons: 3
Coding region: 69-458 (129 amino acids)
Biological process (GO): succinate metabolic process; mitochondrial respiratory chain complex II assembly
Cellular component (GO): mitochondrial intermembrane space; mitochondrion
Source: RefSeq, a predicted model, not a curated record